GGUUACCUUCCUUCCAAAAUGUCACUGUUCCUCCAUCUGUUUCUCUUGGUACUUGGGCUUCACGCUCCAAUCUAUUGUGUGACACCUAACAGUUCUGAAGGCAAAGUAACCACCUGCCAUUUGACCCACCAAAAUGCCACUCUCUAUAAGCUGUCAUCCAUCAAUGCUGACUUUGCAUUUAAUCUGUACCGGAGGUUGACUAUGGAGACUCCAGAUCAGAACAUCUUCUUUUCCCCCGUGAGCAUUUCUGCAGCUUUGGACAUGCUUUCCUUUGGGGCCUGCUGCAGUACCCAAACUCAGAUCCUGGAGGUCUUGGGGUUCAAUCUCACAGACACUGCAAUAGCAGAGAUCCAGCAGGGCUUCCAGCAUCUGAUCUGUUCACUGAAUUUUCCAAAGAAGGAAUUGGAAUUGCAGAUGGAAAGUGCCCUCUUCAUUGGGAAGCACCUGAAACCACUUGCAAAAUUCUUGAAUGAUGUCAAGACUCUCUAUGAGACUGAAGUCUUUUCUACUGACUUCUCCGAUGUUUAUGCAGCUCAGCAGGAGAUCAACAGUCAUGUGGAGAAGCAAACCAAAGGGAAAGUUGUGGGCCUUAUCCAAGACCUCCAACCAAACACCAUCAUGGUCCUGGUGAACUACAUUCACUUUAAAGCCCAAUGGGCAAAUCCUUUUGAUCCAUCUAAGACAGAAGACAGUUCCAGCUUCUUAGUGGACAAGACUACCACAGUGCAAGUACCCAUGAUGCACCAGAUAGAACAAUACUAUCACCUGGUGGAUAUGGAACUGAACUGCACAGUGCUGCAAAUGGACUACAGCAGGAAUGCUCUGGCACUCUUUGUCCUUCCCAAAGAGGGACAGAUGGAGUGGGUGGAAGCAGCCAUGUCAUCUAAAACACUGAAGAAAUGGAACCGCUUACUGCAAAAAGGGUGGGUUGACUUGUUUGUUCCAAAGUUUUCCAUUUCUGCUACUUAUGACCUUGGAGCCAUGCUUCUGAAGAUGGGCAUCCAGGAUGCCUUUGCUGAAAAUGCUGAUUUUCCUGGACUCACAAAGGACAAUGGUCUAAAACUUUCCAAUGUUGCCCACAAUGCUGUACUGCACAUUGGUGAAAAGGGAACCGAAGCUGUAGCUGUCCCUGAAGUCAGAUUCCUGGAUCAGCCUGAAAUAACUCUCCUUCACCCUAUUAUCCAAUUUGAUAGAUCCUUCAUGCUGUUGAUUUUGGAGAAAAGUACCAGAAGCAUUCUCUUUUUAGGGAAAGUCGUGAACCCAGUGGGAGUGUAG
Messenger RNA from Cynocephalus volans (Philippine flying lemur), 1275 nucleotides. RefSeq names its product serpin family A member 7 (gene SERPINA7). Bases 19 to 1275 code for a protein of 418 amino acids. Gene Ontology annotation, molecular function: serine-type endopeptidase inhibitor activity. Gene Ontology annotation, biological process: negative regulation of endopeptidase activity. NCBI's taxonomy places the organism in Eukaryota, Metazoa, Chordata, Mammalia, Dermoptera, Cynocephalidae. The transcript has 4 exons. The record is from RefSeq and is a predicted model, not a curated record.